This is a messenger RNA of Penicillium canescens, 1029 nucleotides long. RefSeq names its product zinc-binding alcohol dehydrogenase family protein. Bases 1 to 1029 code for a protein of 342 amino acids. The record is from RefSeq and is a predicted model, not a curated record. NCBI's taxonomy places the organism in Eukaryota, Fungi, Ascomycota, Eurotiomycetes, Eurotiales, Aspergillaceae. Gene Ontology annotation, molecular function: oxidoreductase activity, acting on NAD(P)H. The transcript has 5 exons.
AUGACUGAGAACGAAGCAGCCUGGAUUACUGCACCUGCAGCACAUCCUUUCACGGUGGAGAGUGCCCCAAAGCCUAAGCCAGGUGUUGGGGAGGUCGUAAUCAGAAACGCGGCCGUUGCUAUUAACCCCGUUGACUGGAAGAUUCAAAGCUUAGGCCGCUACCUGAACAAAUAUCCCUUUAUAUUGGGUGAGGAUGUUGCAGGAACCAUCGAAGAUGUUGGUCCUGGCGUGUCUCGUUUCAAGAAGGGGCAGCGAGUGAUCGCUCAUUGCAAUGGUCUCAUGACGCAGAACCCUGUCAAUGGAGGCUUCCAGCUAUACCCCGUUGUCAUCGAGGACCUUGUGGCCGAGCUACCGAGUUCUCUUACUUUCGAGGAGGGUGCUGUACUACCCUUGGCGAUUUCGACCGCUUGUGCGGGACUUUACCGAAAGGAUUACCUUGAUUUACCACUGCCUGCAGUUGAAGACUCUAAGCCGACUGGCCAGACGAUCUUGGUAUGGGGUGGUGCAUCUUCGGUGGGCGCGACUGCGAUUCAGCUCGCAGUGGCCUCAGGCUUAACUGUUCUAACAACUGCUUCUGCCGCAAACCACGAGCUGGUUAAGUCUCUAGGUGCACACACAGUCUUUGAUUAUAGGUCCUCUGCUGUUGUGAAAGAUAUUGCAAACGCACUCGGCAACACCGAAUUCGUGGGGGUCUAUGAUGCGAUUUCCGAAGACUCCAGCUUCAAAGCCAUUUCGAUGAUUUUGGAUGAGUUGAACACAACAGUGAAAGUUGCUAGUGUGCUACCAUAUGACAAGCCGACCGAACGCUUUGCCCCCAAGUAUGUGCUUGCCUAUUCCAUUAUCCAAGACCCGCACAAGAGUAUUGGCGAGUGGAUUUGGGGCAAGUACGUGCCGCAGGCUCUGGCAAACGCAAGUCUCAAAGCCAAGCCAGACCCUUUCGUUGUCGGCAAUGGGGUCAAAGAUAUACAACAUGGCCUUGAUGUUCAAAAGAAGGGUGUAUCCGCUAGGAAGGUGAUCGUCACCCUUUGA